Messenger RNA from Drosophila sulfurigaster albostrigata, 9990 nucleotides. RefSeq names its product plexin A3 (gene PlexA). Gene Ontology annotation, biological process: motor neuron axon guidance; semaphorin-plexin signaling pathway involved in axon guidance; sensory neuron axon guidance. Gene Ontology annotation, cellular component: semaphorin receptor complex. Gene Ontology annotation, molecular function: protein binding; semaphorin receptor activity. NCBI's taxonomy places the organism in Eukaryota, Metazoa, Arthropoda, Insecta, Diptera, Drosophilidae. The record is from RefSeq and is a predicted model, not a curated record.
UAUUCUGUUUCGUCAGUGAGUGUUGCUGGUGGUGAUGUAGAAUAUGUUCAUUUAUAUUUUAAAAGAAAAUUAAGUUCGGUGGGCUUUUUUGGUUUUAAAAGCUAAAUAAUAAACUAAGUAAUAAACUUGUGCGCCUGCCUACACAAAAACACUAAAGUAAAAAUCUCAACAUUCACUAAAUGUAAUGGUUCCAUGAAUGCCAUUUGUGAAAAGUAAUAAAAUAAAUAAAAUAAAAAUAAAAUAUUAAAACUCGGUGAUAACGAUGUUUGCAUAUAUACGUUGAGCAUAAAACAUUUAAUAUGUCGAUAAUAAAAAUGCCGUAAAAUGAUAAUUUGUAAACUGACAACAAGCACAAGUGGAAGUUGACGCAUUUGAAAACAAGCUAUAUAUACAUUUACGUAGAUUGAUAAUGGAUCUAAAAUCCACCUGAUUGGGAGUAACGAUACAAAACGAAGAGUGCGUAGCUCGUUUCACUUUUAUGAUAUUAAGGAAGGAGGCGAAAAACACACGAUAACUUGCCAAGACCAAUCAUAUACUGAAUUAUUCAAAUUGAUCGCAGCUGUGGAGCCAUUUGCGAUUUUGGCAAUGAAUAUGUUACUAUAUGUGUUGCUAUUGAUAAUAAGCCAUUCAAAUGCCAAUCCAUCAAAAAUGCAACAGAGUGAAUCGCUGCCAUCAGCCAUGGGCUUACGAGUCGAUAGGAUUGCAUUGGGACGAUCUGAUGCAGUCCUUAAAGCAAAUUUUACUGACAUGGCUGAGGCAGGUAAUGGUAAUUUAAGUACUAGCAGUAUAAUUACAAACGUCGCUCAAUUCGAUACAAUGCUAAAUCAUUUGCUGGUGGAUACAAUAACAGGACGUGUAUUUGUUGGUGGCGUUAAUCGAUUGUAUCAGUUAUCUCCAGACUUGGAACUACAUGAGACAGUAAAAACUGGGCCGCAAAAUGAUUCCGUUGAAUGUACUAUACUCGAUUGUCCUCUCAAUGCCAUACGCAAACCAACAAAUAACUAUAACAAAGUGUUGCUUAUCGAUCGAGCCACAUCACGUUUAAUUGCUUGCGGAUCCUUGUUUCAGGGCACUUGUACGGUGCGAAAUCUACAAAACGUCAGCAUCGUUGAGCAUGAAGUACCCGAUGCUGUUGUCGCCAACGAUGCGAAUUCAUCAACGGUAGCAUUUAUAGCGCCAGGACCACCGCAACACCCGGUGACAAAUGUUAUGUAUGUCGGCGUCACCUACACAAAUAAUUCACCAUAUCGUAGCGAGAUUCCAGCUGUAGCAUCACGCUCCUUGGAGAAGACAAAAAUGUUUCAAAUCGCUUCUUCAGCGGUCACAACGGGCACACGAACCUUCAUUAAUUCUUAUGCACGUGAAUCAUAUUUGGUGAAUUAUGUGUACGGAUUUAGCUCGGAGCGUUUUUCGUAUUUUCUCACCACACAAUUGAAGCACAGCCACCAUUCGUCCCCUAAAGAGUACAUCACAAAACUAGUUCGCAUUUGCCAGGAGGAUUCCAAUUAUUAUUCGUAUACUGAAAUUCCGGUAGAGUGCAUCAGCGAUGCCCAGGGCGGCACCAAAUUCAAUUUAGUUCAGGCAGGUUUCUUGGGUAAACCUAGUUCGGAUCUUGCGCAGAGUCUAGGCAUUUCCAUACAAGACGAUGUCCUCUUUGCUGUUUUCUCCAAAGGUGAUGGCAAUAAUCCUACAAACCACUCUGCUCUAUGCAUCUACUCACUAAAGUCUGUACGUCGCAAGUUUAUGCAAAAUAUCAAAUUCUGUUUUAAUGGCAAUGGCAUGCGAGGAUUGGAUUUUAUAUCUCCAAGCAUGCCUUGUGUUCUUACGAAACUGCAAACGAUCGGAGAGGACUUUUGUGGUCUGGAUGUGAACUCACCACUUGGAGGCGAGCAACCGAUCACUGCCGUCCCAGUUGCUAUGUUCAACACAAGACUGACAUCUGUAGCUGCAACCAGCACCAGUGGCUAUACAGUGGUGUUUAGAACCGCCGAUGGAUAUCUGAAAAUUGUUAUUGAAUCCUCGACUAUUGCCAAUGAAUAUGCUAGCUUACCAGUCGAUUUGGGUUCAGCGAUCAAUAAGGAUAUGCAUUUUGAUAAUCAGAACUUAUACAUUUACGCAAUGUCGGAACAGAAAGUGUCUAAAGUGAAGGUUUAUGAUUGCGCUGACUUUCGAACAUGUGGGGAAUGUCUUGGUGCAAGGGAUCCUUAUUGCGGUUGGUGUUCACUUGAAAAUAAAUGCAGUCCACGUUCUAAUUGCCAAGACGAUGCCAAUGAUCCAUUGUAUUGGGUUAGCUACAAAACAGGCAAAUGCACAACAAUCACAAGUGUGGUACCGCAUCAAUUACAGCGCACAACGGCACGUACAUUAGAGCUAAUAAUUGAUCACUUGCCGCAGUUAAAAGAAAAUUUAAUUUGUGCUUUCACAACCGAAGACAAAGCUCUAUUUACGAAUGCGACCAAAAAACGCAAUGGAGUCAAUUGUACAACACCGCGUACGGAUAUGUUGCCGCAAAUUGAGCAGGGUAAACAUCACUUUACCGCGAAACUUUCGGUCCGCACGAGAAAUGGGCCAGAUUUGGUCUCCACUGACUUCACAUUUUUCGAUUGUAGCACGCACUCCUCGUGCACACGUUGUGUCUCGUCGGUUCCCUGUGAUUGGUGCGUUGAAGCACAUCGCUGUACACACGAUACAGCUGAGAAUUGUCGUAACGAUAUCUUGGUGACUGGUAUUAGUCGCAUAGGGCCCAGUUAUCGUUCCGGUCCAGGGUUUUGUCCCACCAUUAAUGCUACCGGCGAUGGUAGCGAAGUACUUGUUGCCGCUGGCACAAGUAAAUCAAUCAAAGUGAAAGUGCAUAUCAUAGGACAAUUUAUUGUCCAAACAAGAUUUGUGUGCCAGUUUAAUAUUGAGGGUCGCGUGACAAGCUUGAAUGCCCAAUUACUCGGCGAUACUAUAUACUGCGAUAGCAUGGAGUUUCAAUACACAUCGCGAUCACCAAAUCUCACAGCAACAUUUGCUGUGAUCUGGGGUGGAUCAAAGCCUUUAGAUAAUCCGCACAAUAUUCAUGUCGUGAUAUAUAGAUGUCGAGAUAUGGCGGACAGCUGUGGAAUAUGUUUGGCGCUAGAUGAGAAAUAUAACUGCGGCUGGUGCUCAUCGACUAAUACCUGCGAAGUGGUUGAGCAAUGCAAUAAAAAUAAUGAUGGCAAAACUGAUUGGCUGAAUCGCAGCGAAAUUUGUCCAAAUCCAGAAAUACAUUCAUUUGGUCCCAAAACUGGACCCUGGGAGGGUGGUACCAAUAUAACCAUCAAAGGCAUUAACUUGGGGAAAAAUUAUAAUGAUAUAUAUUCGGGAGUUCGUAUCGCUGGAAUUAAUUGUAUGCCAUUUCAACAGUUUUACAUUGACACAAAGCAAAUCGUUUGCACUGUUGAUAGUCCCGGUGAGCAAAUGUAUCGCAACGGUCGCAUUGUUGUUCAAAUUGGUGAUUAUCGUGGUGAAUCCAAAGAAGAUUAUGAAUUUGUUGAUCCGAAAAUCUCAAAUUUUUAUCCACGCUUUGGUCCAACUUCAGGUGGAACACAGAUUCGAAUUAUAGGCAAACAUUUAAAUGCUGGAUCUCGCAUACAGGCUUUUAUCAAUGAUCAUUUACCAUGUAAGAUCAUCAGUACAGACACUUCACAAGCGAUUUGCCGUACUUCACCAUCACCGGGUAUCAUUGAGGGACGUCUUAAAAUGUCUUUCGACAAUGGUCCUCGCGAAUUUAACGAUUACAAUUUCAAAUAUGUACUGGAUCCAACAGUGGAACAAGUUAGUUCUGGCCCCAGUGGCCAAAUAAAAGUACCUAAAGGCAUACCAGCUGGCGGCAUUCGAAUUGCAGUGAUAGGUACACAAUUUACCAGUAUCCAAGAGCCAAGCAUUUAUGUGAUCUACAAAAAUCAAAUGUUUGCAAAUCAAUGCCGAGUGCAAUCCGAUACUGAAAUGGAAUGUCCUUCGCCAGCUAUUGAUAUGAAGGCAUCUGAUAAAAUUGUAGUUGAUCCUGAAAAUCCAAUCUUACUGGAAUACGGCUUUCUGAUGGACAAUGUACUGCGAGUGCAAAACUUGUCGCAAUUGCACAACAAUCACUUUGAGCUAUAUCCAAAUCCUGAAUAUUUCACCUUCGAGGAACGCGUCAAAUAUUUUAAGAGCGAAUAUUUGACCAUUAAUGGCCGUAACUUAGAUCGGGCGUGCAAGGAGAGUGAUGUUGUUGUUCAAAUUGGUGAUGGAUAUUGCAAUAUUACAUCAUUGUCCCGGCAGCAACUAACAUGCAGGCCGCCAUCGGAAGCAGCUGCAACAAGAAACAGUCCAAGUGGUCCAGAAGUAAUUGUACGAAUCGGUUCUUCGUUAGAAUAUCGCAUUGGCAUUCUCAGUUACGAGACCUCAAACAUCAUUAUGGAUUGGGGUGAUAAUGUUGUGUUUGGUGUUAUUGCUGGCAGUGCAAUAUUUUUAUUGAUCUUUGUUGCUUUGCUUGUUGCCUACCGAAAGAAAACAUCAGAAUCAAAUCGAGUACUCCGCAAUAUGCAGGAACAAAUGGAUAUUUUAGAGCUGCGUGUAGCCGCUGAGUGUAAAGAAGCAUUUGCUGAACUUCAAACUGAAAUGACGGACUUAACUGGUGAUCUAACGUCGGGCGGCAUACCAUUCUUAGAUUAUCGUUCGUAUGCCAUGAAGAUAUUAUUUCCUAAUCACGAAGAUCAUAUUGUGCUACAAUGGGAAAGGCCCGAGCUUCUACGCAAAGAGAAAGGAUUGCGUCUAUUUGCUCAACUGAUUAUGAACAAAACAUUUCUUUUGUUAUUUAUACGCACCUUAGAGUCCAAUAGAUAUUUUUCAAUGCGUGAACGCGUUAAUGUGGCUUCAUUAAUUAUGGUUACUCUGCAAUCAAAACUCGAAUAUUGCACGGAUAUAUUGAAGACAUUAUUGGGCGAUUUAAUUGAGAAGUGCAUUGAAGGCAAAAGUCAUCCCAAGUUAUUGCUGCGACGCACAGAAAGCGUUGCCGAAAAAAUGCUCAGUGCUUGGUUUACUUUUCUCUUGUACAAGUUCUUAAAGGAGUGCGCUGGCGAACCUCUUUAUAUGUUAUUUCGAGCGGUCAAAGGUCAGGUAGAUAAGGGACCCGUCGAUGCAUGUACACAUGAGGCACGCUAUUCGUUAAGCGAGGAGAAAUUAAUUCGACAAUCCAUCGAUUUCCGUUCAUUGACUGUGAAUGCCAGCAUAAUACAACAACCAAUAUUUUGUAAUAAUCUGGACAUGUUGCCAUCGCACAUGGAAAACAUACCUGUGAAAGUACUGGAUUGCGAUACAAUUGGACAAGUAAAAGAGAAAUGUUUGGAAGCAAUUUACAAAAAUAUUCCAUCCAGUCAAAGGCCACGCAAAGAUGAUCUCGAUUUGGAAUGGAGAACUGGGGCGACUGGUCGUGUAAUUUUGUAUGAUGAGGAUGCAACAUCAAAAACGGAAAGCGAAUAAAAAUUAAACACAUUGCAACAUUACAAUGUUCCAGAUGGAGCUGGACUUAGUUUAGUGCCAAAGCAAAGUUCAAUAUAUAAUUUCAGCAUUCUAUCUGAUAAACACGAAAAGUCUCACAAAUAUGAAACUCUGAACCUCUCAAAAUAUACGUCAUCGUCACCCACAUUCAGUCGGGCUGGAAGUCCUCUUAAUAAUGAUAUGCAAGACAAUGGAUUAAAGUAUUGGCAUUUAGUCAAGCAUCAUGACAGUGACACAAAAGAAGGUGAACGCGUCAAUAAAUUGGUUUCGGAAAUUUAUUUAACAAGACUGCUGGCAACGAAGGGAACCUUACAAAAGUUUGUCGAUGAUCUCUUUGAGACAAUAUUUAGUACAGCUCACAGGGGCUCGGCGUUACCAUUAGCAAUUAAAUAUAUGUUUGAUUUGGACGAUCAAGCCCUAUUACAUGGCAUUACCGAUCCAGAAGUCGUGCACACUUGGAAAAGCAACAGUUUACCUUUACGGUUUUGGGUGAACUUGAUCAAAAAUCCCAAUUUUGUUUUCGAUAUACAUAAAUCAAAUAUUGUGGACUCGUGUCUAUCAGUUGUAGCUCAAACAUUUAUGGAUUCUUGUUCAACAUCGGAUCAUCGAUUGGGUAAGGAUUCGCCAAGCUCAAAGUUACUGUAUGCCAAAGAUAUACCUGAAUAUCGCAAGUGGGUGGAUCGAUAUUACAGAGAUAUUAGGGAUAUGUCAUCAAUAUCUGACCAGGACAUGAAUGCAAUGCUCGCCGAAGAGUCCAGACUACACACAACGGAAUUUAAUACAAAUUGUGCGUUGCAUGAGCUCUAUACCUAUGCUGUAAAGUAUAAUGAACAGCUAACUGUCACUCUGGAGGAAGAUGAAUUUUCACAAAAACAGCGAUUGGCAUUCAAAUUAGAACAAGUUCACAAUAUAAUGUCGGCUGAAUAAGUGUAUGUAUACUACUAUUAUUUUGUUACCAUUUAAGUGAAAAUUAAAAAAACUCGUAAUGGAGAGCAAAAUAUGGUAUUAAAUGUUUUUAUGUAUUAUCAUCAUCCCAAAUAGAAUUUAGCAGCAAAUGCCAUUUCACUAUAUCAAAAUCUUAUGCAAAUAUAUAUACAUAUUUCAAUUUCAAUGUGCACCGCAAAUAUGUAUUCCACAUGACGAGUAUAUACAAAUAACAUAACAUAACAUAAGUUAUUGAUUUUUUCAAAAUUUAAAUAUUUUGGUGUAUUUUAUAAUGCAGGAUAUUUCAAGAUACAAAAUAACAAUAACUCAACUGCCAUUUAGUAAAAAGCAUUAUAGUAAAAACUAAAAUAUUAAACGCGAACGAAAAUCUUGCAACAUUCAUUGAAAAUUUUCAAACAGCAUUCCAUUGAUAAAUCACACUAUACCAUACAUACGCUAUACAUACUAUAUGUCAAAGUUACAUGCAAACUUUUUGUUUUAUGGAUAUUUUUUUAUAUGUGUCUGUAUGUAUUUAUACAAAUGUAUAUUUAUGUGUAUGUACUACAUGUAAGUAAUAAUAUUACUGGCUAAGAAUCAUUAUUACAUAUACAUAAACUAUAACUUAAUCCAAAAACUCGAAAAUCGACUGAAUAUAACAUUGAUAUUUUAAUUUAAAGUUUAUAAAUCGAUGUAUGCUGUAUUUAAAAUGUAAUUUAUUAUUGUGAAUUUGUAUAAGAUUUUUUGGUUAAUAAUUGCUACUUAAAACUACAAUGUCAUAUACAUGACAACACUCAAAUGAUUGGGAUUUUUUGUCAGUCUUUCAAUUUGGGUCUUUGAAUACUAUGUUACCUGGUAACCUUGCAAACCUGUAUAAAAGCGUAACAACUUACUAAUAUAAUCGAAUCGUUACGCCACCCAAGUAACGAAUUCUAAAGUAACGCUUCGACUCAAAUACAACUAUAUACAUAAAUAAGACUAGAGAGCCUAUGUAAAUUUGUAGCAGCGUCAAAAUCCGAAUAUGGUCUGAUAUAUCUGAUACGGAAAGGAAAACACUGCUGAAAAGCCAUACCAUUUUAAAUGUAAUUUUAUUUUAUAUACAAUUGAGCAUUAUUUUUCAUUCUUAUAUGAAAUACAAAUAAAAUACUGGGUAAUAUCUUGUAUUUAAAUUAUUUAAUUUUAACGCCUAUUUAUAGCGUAUGUUUAAAUAAUCUAUUGUCUACAAAAGUGCAAUGGAAUAAAUGAUAUUUACCUUAUUACAAUUUGGUUUUUAUUAUUACAUUAAAAGCAAAUGAUUUUAACGAUUUAAUUCAAUCACAUCUAUAAAUUUUCUGUAACACUUCUCUUUACUUUUGUAUAUUUAUGUUAAAGAGCUGUUCAAUUUAUAAUCAAUGAUCGAAUAUACUUCGUAUGAGUACAAGACAGUAUAAAUAGGUAUAAGUAUCUACAACGUAUUGCAAAAAUGUUGUGUAUUAAUAGAUCAAAAAUUAUUAUUAUUCAACAAAUUUAGUAAUAUUUAUCAGAUGGACUUGGAUAAGUUGAUCAUUUGUUUAUUCUUUCAUGUCAUCUAUAUGAUCAAGAGUAAUGGUUUUCCAACAAUACUGGAGCUCUGUUAACAAGGGCAUGCAUUUUAUAAUUGUUUUCCUUUUGCUCUUCUUAGAGUCAAUCGAAAUAAUAAUUUUAUAUUUUCAUAAGUAUGUUUAUAAAAAUUUAAAACGGAAAAAAUGUUUGGUGACUUUACAACCGAUACACCAUGUUAUCAUAAACUGUACUAGUUUCAAGUUUAGAUUUAACCAUAUUUCCACAAUUCAGUUGACUGAUUUUAGGUUAAUAAUUUUUUAUUCUUUACCAAUAAUGACCCUCUUUUUAAUUGAUUAAUUAUCUAUGUUUUAUUUGCGAAAUAAUUUUAGAUCCAAAAUUUGGUAUGGGGGCUCCUGAAUUCACAAAGCAGAGCAAGUUUUUAUUUUUACUUUGGAUACUGUAAGACCUACGUCCACACUUCAUAAAAAUCCAAUCUAUCUGAAGUAAAUUCAGUUUUUCUGAUAUAGAAUCUAUAUUGUAAAUUGUAUAGUAUAUUUAUAUACUCAAUUAAUUACAAAAUUUGACUAUAAGAACAAUAUAUAUAUUUUUAAUAAGUUUUCAUAGUGCUACCCAAGCAAAUAUGUACGUUUACAGUACACAUAUAGUACACUAAUUUGAUGUGUGGAAAUGCAUGCAAACAGAUUAAGAUUAAAAACUAAUGAGUACACGGUAUUUCUAGCGAGUGGCAUCGAUUAACACAAUUUUAUUUGUGUUAUAGUUAACUUCUGUUAGCAGAAUUCAAUAAUAACUCAUUAAUGCACUUUCACUGUGUGGGUCAUCAUUGAAAUAAUUACAAUAAAAAAAUUACUGAUUUUGAUAAUCGAUAAUAAAAUAAAAAAAAUAUAUACUUUUUUUAGAAAAUAUAAAAUAAAUAAAAUCCCCACCAAACAUAAAUACGAUUGUGUGUAAACAUUUAUAAAACUAACGUAAGGUUAAUUUUAAUAAUUGUAUUUAAAAAAGAACAUCUUAAUCGUGCGCUUUAAUAAUUAAUUAUAUUUUUCAUUAAUAAUAAGAUUUUGUGUCGUGUACUGUAUCCUAAGACUGAAAACACACUUAUUACAGUCAUUAGCGUAGUUUCUCUGAUAAUAUUGCGAAUUGAUUUUUGUUGUGUCGUAUAUGUAUAUAGAUUUGUACAAUUGAACCACCGACUUAAACCGGAAAUAUGUAUGCCAUUGUGUGUGGUCGAUGGUUCUAAAUAUAGCAUACUGCGCUAUUUACAUCAGUCAUUAGGCAUCUUAAUUUGAGAUAUUUUGCAAACUACUCGGUCAAAUUGAACAUACAUUUAAUUAAAGGAAUAAAUAAAUGUAAAAUCAACUAUAUAUGUAUGUAUGUAUGUAAGUAUGCCUAUACGGCCAAGAUUAAUUGGGUCCGAAUAAGGUAGCGCUGCUGGACUAAAAGUUGUUAAGUAGAGCAACAAGUUUUCUGUGCACAAUGAAUCGUCAUUAGUAAUUUUAACUUUUUAAAUGCCAUAAUUCAAGUCAAAUGACAUUAGGCGGCGCUAGCGUUAAGCGAGAUAUAUAUGGGUGUACUCAAAAAAUUUGUGAGAAAACUGUUCGCAUUGCUCAAAUGCAUUAGUCUAAGAUUCGAAUAACAUGAUUUUUUUAUUUAUGUUUGGCUUUUUUCAGUAUUUUAAUUACAAAUUGUAAAAACUAUUAAUAUCAGUUGAAAAAUCCACAUAUAGAAAAAUGAAAAAAACAAAACAUUUAUGGUUGUGCGUAAGAAUCUGUAGUCCAUAAUAAUAUGUAAAUUAAUGUCUAUCAAAUGUAGCAAUUUAACUACUGUAAGGUAUAAAUAAAUCUGAUAUAAAUAACUAGCAGUCAUCAAACAUGUAAUAACAAACUGAAAUAAACUAAUUAAUGCUUCUGACACAAUCAACAUAUCUGUUAGACAAAAAUUGUUUUUGUUCAUUAACCUUUAAUUUUUUUCGUAUAUUUAAAAGAAAACAAAACCCUGUCAAGAGGCUUUCUAUGCAAAUUAACAAAAGAA